AUGUAUUCAAAAUUAUCAAUUGUGCUUCUUGCUGCUGUUGUGUGUGCUACCGCUGUUGUUGCUCUACCACAUCAGGAUAAUAGUGAUAAGGAUAUUAUUAAUGCCUUAAAUAAAAUUGAUAAUGAACCAUCAUUGCCAUUGUUCGGAGGAUUACGUAUCGAACGGGUAGAAAAUGGUCGUUCAUUUGGUGAAUCAAAUGCUGGUGAAACAUUUGAAGAUCGUGCCGAACGUUAUUUGGAAUCUCACGAAUUGAAUUUGGCAUUCCCUGGUGAAGAUGAUGAGAGCGAAGAUGAAUUCGCUGGACGUUCAGCUGAUGAGCCACGCACCAGGAGAGUCAGGAAAGUUUUGUUGCCCCUUCUUUUGGCUUUGAAGCUGAAAAAAGCUGUUGUCUUCAAGGUUCUAUUCAUGAUUGUUAAAUUCAUCUCCCUCAAGGCUUUGGCUAUCAGUUUCUUAGCUCUCAUCUUUGCCGGUGCCACCUUCUUCAAGGAUCUUUUGGCCAAGAAGAAGGAUCAUGUUACCACCGCAUACAUCACCGGAAGCCCAUUGAACGCUGAGAUUGUACACUCUGACUGGAGUCGCAAUGGACAAGCUACUGCUCAAGACCUUGCUUACAACCACUAUGGACUAACUCAACCCUACUAAAUUAAUUUUAAACCAAACAACAACAACAAAUACCAAAUGAAAAACCCUUUUCCUUUGUAAAUUAAUUUAUAAAACCCUUCCUGUAGGAUGUAUCUAGUUAGACCAAAUUUAAAGAAAAAAAAAUGGCACAAAAAAUGGCAAAAUGAAACAAGGAUAACGAUUCGCGAAUAUAAAACGACAGAGAUGAUAGGAGAAAGAGAAAAAGAGUCAAAAGCUCUAUAAGACGGAUUUUGUAAAUAAUUCCGAAAAAAAAAGAAAACAAAAAAAUUUAAUUUAUUUUAUUUCAUAGUUAAAAUAUUACCAAAAAACGAAAAUAUUAUUUAUUUUAUCAAUGAAAAUU
Messenger RNA from Episyrphus balteatus (marmalade hoverfly), 982 nucleotides. RefSeq lists its product as uncharacterized. Bases 1 to 642 code for a protein of 213 amino acids. The transcript is spliced from 3 exons. The record is from RefSeq and is a predicted model, not a curated record. Lineage: Eukaryota; Metazoa; Arthropoda; Insecta; Diptera; Syrphidae.